Molecule: messenger RNA, 1263 nt
Organism: Aspergillus puulaauensis
Lineage: Eukaryota; Fungi; Ascomycota; Eurotiomycetes; Eurotiales; Aspergillaceae
Gene: mpkA
Product: mitogen-activated serine/threonine-protein kinase SLT2
Exons: 5
Coding region: 1-1263 (420 amino acids)
Biological process (GO): protein phosphorylation; intracellular signal transduction
Cellular component (GO): nucleus; cytoplasm
Molecular function (GO): ATP binding; MAP kinase activity
Source: RefSeq, a predicted model, not a curated record
AUGUCUGAUCUACAACUGCAAGGACGGAAGGUCUUUAAGGUUUUCAACCAGGACUUUAUCGUGGAUGAUCGCUACACCGUGACCAAGGAGCUGGGCCAGGGAGCUUACGGUAUUGUUUGUGCUGCCACGAAUGUCCAAACGGGUGAGGGCGUUGCCGUCAAGAAAGUCACCAAUGUCUUCAGCAAGAAGAUCUUGGCCAAGCGCGCCUUGAGAGAAAUAAAACUGCUUCAGCAUUUCAGAGGCCACCGCAAUAUUACCUGCCUCUAUGAUAUGGACAUUCCCCGACCGGAUAACUUCAAUGAGACAUAUCUGUACGAAGAACUCAUGGAGUGUGAUUUGGCCGCAAUUAUCCGCUCCGGACAGCCGUUGACCGAUGCUCACUACCAGUCGUUUAUCUACCAGAUCCUUUGUGGUCUGAAGUAUAUUCACUCCGCCAAUGUCCUCCAUAGAGAUCUGAAGCCUGGAAACUUGCUUGUCAAUGCGGACUGUGAGCUUAAGAUUUGUGAUUUCGGUCUGGCUCGUGGGUUCUCAAUCGACCCUGAGGAGAAUGCGGGAUACAUGACCGAAUAUGUUGCGACGAGAUGGUACCGUGCUCCGGAAAUCAUGUUAAGUUUCCAGAGCUACACGAAAGCUAUUGACGUCUGGUCUGUGGGUUGCAUUCUGGCGGAACUGUUGGGCGGCCGCCCUUUCUUCAAGGGUCGCGACUACGUUGAUCAGCUCAACCAGAUAUUGCACUACCUGGGUACUCCGAACGAGGAUACUUUGAGCCGCAUUGGCUCACCACGUGCCCAGGACUAUGUGCGUAACUUGCCAUUCAUGCCCAAGGUUCCCUUCCAGCGUUUGUUCCCCAACGCCAACCCUGAUGCUCUUGACCUGCUCGACCGCAUGCUUGCGUUUGACCCCUCGUCACGUAUCUCGGUGGAAGAGGCCCUGGAACAUCCUUACCUUAGCAUCUGGCACGACGCCUCCGACGAGCCCAGCUGCCCUACCACCUUCGAUUUCCACUUCGAGAUCGUAGAGGACGUACAGGAAAUGCGCCGCAUGAUCUACGAGGAAGUAGUUCGAUUCCGCCAAGAAGUGCGCAUACCACAAGGGCAGAGCCUAGCCCAACAGCAGCAGAUCGCCCAGCAGGCCAACAUCCCCAUUCCCGAUCACCAACAGGGGGUGUGGCGGCAAGAAGAGCCUAGGCCUCAAGAAGCAGGCGCCGCGGGCGGCACACUCAACGAUCUGGAAUCGUCCCUGCAGCGGGGAAUGGAUGCGUAA